Daldinia caldariorum is the source of this 1643-nucleotide messenger RNA. Its product is annotated as TBCC-domain-containing protein. NCBI's taxonomy places the organism in Eukaryota, Fungi, Ascomycota, Sordariomycetes, Xylariales, Hypoxylaceae. The coding region runs from base 300 to 1436 and encodes 378 amino acids. Gene Ontology annotation, cellular component: cytoplasm. The record is from RefSeq and is a predicted model, not a curated record. Gene Ontology annotation, biological process: tubulin complex assembly; post-chaperonin tubulin folding pathway. The transcript has 4 exons.
UUGCAUCACAUCACAUCACAUCAUCACAUCUCAUUAUUUCCUUUCGAUAUUUAGUGAUACAUAUAUUAGAGGUACCUACGGCCCUACCAUCGCAUUCUUCUCUCUACUCACUUGAUUGGCGCCCUUGUCUUAUAAACAAAAACAAACUGAUUCAGGUAUGCAAAACCAACGAACUUGCUGUGAGUAGACAUUAGUUUAGGCAGCAAGUAAUUUAUAAAGAUACCUUUUUAGUUAUUUAAUUUCACUUGUUAUUGAGAAUACCUAGGUAUUGCCUCGCAAUUUUUGCAUUUUUAUCCAACAUGGAAACUCAAGUUUUUAUUCCUUUUAGUCCCCUAAAGUCCCAUUCCGACGCCAUGGCACAACGCAAUAUGUCCGACCCCAAGGAGAGAUUCUUUCGAUAUUUCCAAGCCGAAAUAACUGCUAUCCAGGGCCAAAUCGAUGACCUCGCAACUAUGUCUCCCGUCGGCGGCGAGAGGCAAGACUGCGUCGACACGAUUUUGGCUGGAAUAUCCCGCCUCUCUAACGAGGUUAUGGAUGCGGGUGAUUACAUCCCCGCCUACGACCAACGAACAUAUGCUCAGGCCAUGAAAGCCCUCACCGACAAACUAAACGAGACGAUGGCCAUGUUUGCACCCAAGUCACGCUUCCAGUUUAAGUCGAAAUCUUCCAAGCCUGCUUCCGGGACAGACCAAACUCAAGUUGAUUCCCGCCAACGAACCUCCUUCAGCAACGUAGGAUCCAAGUAUUUACCGGUUCUCGAUGCGGCGAAGCGCGACGCCGCAGGCACCGCCGCCGAGAUAGCGAAGAGCUACAAUGAAGAGCUCGAGCACCAGUCGGGCGUGAGAAAGCCGAGCUUUUCCAACGCCAAGAGCAUUUCCAUCUACGACCACUCGGGAUUACACAUCAUGCUACCCUCCACGGCCUCGAGGGCCACUUCUUCCGGAAGCCUGACGAAUCUCGAGCGGUGUGUUGUGGAUAUGACGGCCCCUACGAGCGCGGGGACGCCAUUUGCAGGAUUGGCGCUGAAGAAUAUCAACCAGAGCUUGAUUAUCGCCGGCCACGUCGCGGGACCUAUAUAUAUCACCGGACUGCGGAAUAGCAUCGUCGUGGUGGCUGCGCGACAAGUUCGGAUCCACGAGUGCGAGAACGUCGACUUGUACCUCCAUUGCUCGAGCCACCCUAUUAUCGAAGACUGCUCUGGGAUGCGAUUCGCCCCUCUACCGGAGCUCUAUGCGACGAAGCUGGAGAUCAAGGGCGAGAACCAAUGGGACCAAGUCGACGACUUCAAGUGGCUGAAGAACGAACCGUCUCCGAACUGGUCCGUCUUGUCCGAGGAGAAACGCAUCCCGGAAGACGUCUGGAAGAAUGCCGUCUGUGGAGGCCCUAGUCUGAGUACGGUUGAUAUACUGCGUAAAGUUGGUAUUCUCGAUUCAUGACGCUGUUGAGACAGUACUCCUGAGCACCACUCCGAAAUCGUCUCUUCAAAAUUUGUAUAAGUCAGGGUCUAGCGUACGGCGUCGGUUUCUUUAUUGUUUUAUCAGGUAUCCUUAACAAUGUUGAUGCUGUAUUAAACAAUAGCUUGGAGGAGGUAGUUCCUAAUAAUGAUGAACUCUCAUUCCAUUCGUACUCUUGGUUCUCCUGAA